Messenger RNA from Juglans microcarpa x Juglans regia, 1228 nucleotides. Its product is annotated as NADPH-dependent aldo-keto reductase, chloroplastic-like. The coding region runs from base 164 to 1117 and encodes 317 amino acids. Gene Ontology annotation, cellular component: cytosol. The transcript has 5 exons. The record is from RefSeq and is a predicted model, not a curated record. Gene Ontology annotation, molecular function: aldose reductase (NADPH) activity. Lineage: Eukaryota; Viridiplantae; Streptophyta; Magnoliopsida; Fagales; Juglandaceae.
CUACUGUUGUGACUCUUUUGUUGCUGAAGGGUCUUAAACAAAAGAAAUCAUUGAUGAUAUUGACUUCUACUAUGUGUGGGCGCGUAUAUAUAGGGAACCAUACAGAGCUAGUUUUUGUUGUGGCCCAGAAUUAAAACUCAGAUACAGUGCUGUCGAGAGAGAGAUGAGGAACAGUAUUCAUGAGGUGCGUUUGAACUGUGGCAUUACAAUGCCUGUCAUGGGAUUUGGCACUUUUUCCUUCGAAAAUGAUCGGGAGACAACAGAGAAAGCCAUCCAUAUGGCCCUCAAGAUGGGCUACAGGCAUUUUGAUACAGCAAGGAUAUAUGGUUCGGAGCCAGCGGUGGGAAAUGCUUUAACAGAAGCAAUUCUCGAUCGGACAGUAGAGAGAGAAGAUAUUUUUGUUACGUCUAAACUGUGGGGGAGUGAUCACCAUAAUCCUGUUUCAGCACUCCAGAAAACUCUACAGAAGAUGAGCAUGGAAUAUGUGGACAUGUAUCUGGUUCACUGGCCAGUCAAGUUAAAGCCAUGGGUUUCUUAUGCAAUCCCAAAAGAGGAGGACUUUGAAGAAUUGGACAUGGAGUCCACCUGGGCUGGGAUGGAGAAGUGCCUGGACAUGGGGUUGUGCAGGUGCAUUGGUGUCAGCAAUUUCUCCAGCAAGAAGAUCCAAGGGCUUCUUGAUUUUGCUUCUGUACCACCGGCCGUCAAUCAGGUGGAAAUGCAUCCGAUGUGGAGGCAAAGCAAGCUCCGAGAGACCUGUGCAGACGACAAAAUCCACGUAAGUGCCUAUUCACCACUCGGCGCGCCCGGUAAUGCAUGGGGAUCGACAGCUGUGGUAGAUAACCCAAUUAUUCAAUCCAUUGCUCUCAAGCACAAAGCAACCCCAGCUCAGGUUGCUCUGAAAUGGGGAUUAUGGAAAGGAUCAAGUGUAAUAGUCAAGAGCUUUAAUCAGCAUCGGAUGAAGGACAACAUGGGGUCCUUUGAUCUGAAGUUGGACGAUCAAGAUUUCCUUCAAAUUGACAAGUUGGAAGAGUGGAAGAUCAUGAGAGGGGAGUUCCUUGUUAAUGAAACAACAAGCCCAUACAGGAAGAUUCAGGAUCUGUGGGAUGGUGAAAUUUAAGUAAAACUACAAUAUAGCACACCCAUUUGCAAUGUAUGACUGCCAAAAAUCAACCCCACUAUUUCUUUAUGUAUAUUUUUGUUUCUGCGAUCAAGUGUGUCAUGGCCUUCA